Messenger RNA from Yamadazyma tenuis ATCC 10573, 1895 nucleotides. The record is from RefSeq and is a predicted model, not a curated record. Lineage: Eukaryota; Fungi; Ascomycota; Pichiomycetes; Serinales; Debaryomycetaceae.
CGGCUUUGUAUAUAUCUUGACAUUCGGGUAACAAUUAAUGUCCUGGAGAAAUACUGAAUGGACUCGUCCGUAUGCCUCUUGUGAGGAGUUGGAGCUUCCAUCGGGAUUACUAAUACCCCAGAGCCAGAAAAUGCACAUUUUUAUAAAUCAAGCACUCUACAAAAUGAAUUGUUAUGAGAAUGCAACGCCUAGGAUGAGUGCAAGUGAUGGUAAGCUCGAGUCCACAUAUGCUUCAAAUCUACCGAUAGUGGACUAUUCUUGGGCCCAAUUCACCCGACAUUAUAGCAAGGGAGGUUUUGAAUAUAGCGUGGUUCCCAUAAUAUACUCGGUAUCUGCCCUGGCAGUUAUCACUUGGUUUUUGACUAUUUUCAUAUUAACCAGUUACACAAUAAAGUCCUCAUUACUACUAAAAUCAUCAACCAUAUUGUCGUCAAUAUUUCUUAUGAUUGUUAUGAUUAGAGGAAUCUAUGAGUUAGACUUUGAACAAAAAAAUGGCUAUUUAUCAGGACUAGGUUUCCUUGAUACCCUUAAUAAUUCCCUAUACCUUAAGAUAUUUGACUUCUUGUCGGUAUUGCUAUUACAAAUUAAUCAGGUACAAGUCAUCAUGAGAUUGUUUUCAAGACAGAAUGAUAAAAGACUCAUAUUACUGCUUGGAUUGACAGCUAGUCUUUCGUCUCAAAUAAUUUGGGCAAUCUCUAAGUUCCAUGAUUUCGGUUCUUCAAGUGAAACAGGUUACAUUUUGCCAACCUUCAUCUAUUUGACAAGAACUUCUAUGGCAAUUUGCUAUGCAUCUUUGAUUACGGUGUUUUUGAUAUUGAAAUCGAAUGACAUUAUAGCCCAUCGAAACAUUUGGCUUAUCACCGUCCUCACAUUGAUCGUCAUUUGUGGACCAGUAGCUUUCUUUGUUGCUGAUGUGGCAAAUGCAUUUGUGUAUGAGCUUUCUGAUAUUUUUUCAGUGGUUACAUACGUUAUAUGUGUGGUCAUUCCAUGGGAAUGGUGUAAUAGGUACAAUAUGAUCAUGCGAAUGAAGGAAAAAGAAGGUGUUCUCGGAAGGCGAUUCUUCGAAGACGAAUUUUACCAUCUCGAUGGGCUUGAGUUAUUCGUAGAGGAUUCUGACCCGGAAAAUGAUAAUAAUGAAAAUCAAGCUGGAGAUUCCCAAAAUAGAGGUAAGAGAGAAGGUAGGUAUGUCUCCUUACAAAAGAAAGUUAGUCGGCUUGAUGACCCACCUACUACUCUAAUGAACAUGUGGGGAAAGACCACUCUGGCCUUUGUGGGUAUAGCAGAUGCUAUAAUUGCAACUGGUUUUGCAAUCCCUCGGUCUGUAAGUGUUCCGAGUGCUUCUGGCUCGUACAAUAAUAAUAAUGACCAUAGAGACCCUGAGACAAUCCCCUUGGACGAUUUGACCUCUGGUACUUAUCCCGCCGCUAUAGUGGGAGUAGAACAUCAAGCACGUACCUUGGAUAUUAACACAAGAAACAGAAGAGAUAUUUUUGUGUACUCCACAAAACAAGUUACUAUCAAUUUUAGUGACGAUGACGAAAAUAAUGACAAUCACAUCAACUACCAGAACCAUAACAACCAUGAAAGGUUGCGAUAGGAACUCUUAUGUACAAAAUUAUAUAAUUCUAUUAGAACUUUUAUGGAAUUGGUUGCUGUUGAUAAUGAAUACAAAUACCCUUGGAUAGUCAACUAAAAUGAACAUGUAAUAAAAGCUUGAACUGACCUCUAUUUGGGUAGUGGGUAGAACAGAUUAAAUAUUUCAUUAGAAGUGAGAAUCUUGCAAUACCUAAAAAUAAAUUAUAAUACCCUAUGCAAAACUUAUCCGCAUCCAUUACUCCUUCCUCCUUGUGGCUGGUCAAUCCUUAUCUUUUACCCAUUAUUCUCUACUCACCCCC